AAUUUUAGAUCAUGGCAGCUGCUGGUACAGGUGGUACUGCAACUGCGCCGACUGGAACAGAUCAGAAUUUUGAUUAUAUGUUUAAACUGCUGAUUAUUGGUAAUUCAUCGGUGGGCAAGACUUCAUUUCUAUUUCGAUACUGUGAUGACUCUUUUACGUCUGCAUUUGUUUCAACAGUUGGCAUCGAUUUUAAAGUGAAAACAGUGUUUAGAGGAGAUAAACGCGUCAAGUUGCAAAUAUGGGACACUGCAGGACAAGAACGAUAUCGGACUAUAACAACCGCAUAUUACCGUGGAGCGAUGGGUUUCAUCCUUAUGUAUGACAUUACUAACGAAGAGUCAUUCAAUAGCGUUCAAGACUGGUGCACACAAAUCAAGACAUAUUCGUGGGAAAAUGCGCAGGUGGUACUAGUUGGGAAUAAAUGCGACAUGGAUGAUGAGCGAGUGGUGUCAUGUGAACGGGGUAAACAGUUAGCCGAUCAACUUGGCUUAGAAUUUUUCGAAACAUCAGCUAAGGAGAAUAUAAACGUCAAAGCAGUAUUCGAGAAAUUGGUAGAGAUAAUAUGUGAGAAAAUGGCGGAAUCGUUGGAUUCGGAUCCCGCAGCAACGCAUCCUAAAGGACAACGGCUGGAUGCACCGAACAUGCAGAAGCCAUCGUCGUCACAGUGCAACUGCUAACCAAUUUUUAAGUCCUCAUUCCAGAUAGAAUAUUUCGCGAUAUUUCAUCACCAUUAUCUAAUCCAUGGAGAUCCAUGAAUGUCAUAGAGUUAGGCAGUCCUCACAAUAACUGGAUCCUGAGGAGAGUGAAUCCUAACUGAAUCUGAAUUAACUGAACCCUUUAAUUAAGUCAUUCUUACAGCUUUUACUUUGACUCCAUCAGCGCC
This is a messenger RNA of Loa loa (African eye worm), 883 nucleotides long. Its product is annotated as Ras-like protein Rab-3. Gene Ontology annotation, cellular component: plasma membrane; endosome; synaptic vesicle. The transcript has 4 exons. Bases 12 to 677 code for a protein of 221 amino acids. The record is from RefSeq and is a predicted model, not a curated record. Gene Ontology annotation, biological process: protein secretion; regulation of exocytosis; protein localization to plasma membrane. Gene Ontology annotation, molecular function: GTP binding; GTPase activity. NCBI's taxonomy places the organism in Eukaryota, Metazoa, Nematoda, Chromadorea, Rhabditida, Onchocercidae.